This is a messenger RNA of Cryptomeria japonica (Japanese cedar), 4775 nucleotides long. RefSeq names its product probable disease resistance protein RPP1. The transcript is spliced from 9 exons. The record is from RefSeq and is a predicted model, not a curated record. The coding region runs from base 1975 to 3198 and encodes 407 amino acids. NCBI's taxonomy places the organism in Eukaryota, Viridiplantae, Streptophyta, Pinopsida, Cupressales, Cupressaceae.
UAGGCCUGCAGAUUGAAUCGUAAGUGCUUUCCAUAAAAAGUGAAAAAUAGACUGCAGAAUAUAAAACUGCAACGAGGGAUUGACGAUGGAAACAAAGUUGCUUCUCCCGUCCUUUCCCGCUUUUUCUCAAAUAAAUGUUAUCCAUCUUCAUUAGCGAGCAAUUCAACUUCGUCCUCUAUGCAUCAAGCCCCCACCGAUUGCUUUUGGUCUUCUAAGCAUUCUGCAUUGAACCAGCUUGAUCUAUUUUCCUGGCUUCUGUUCCCCUCAAUUUAUAGUAAAGCCUCGUCCUCAGCCUGUCAAGCAUUUCAAACCUUAAGAAACCCAUUGCAUCGGCAUUCUUCUCUGUUUCUAGUUGUAUCUAAUGGCAGUCCCUUCUGAAACCUCUGGACAACCCAAGUAUGGCCUAAGAAAUGCUUUUGAUGGCCUAAGAAUUGCCCUACCUGCUUCUGUUGCAUCCACCCAAGCAGUGCAUCACACAAUAACUGCUUUUGAUGGCCUAAUAAUCGCUCCACCUGCUGAAUCUAAACUCUCAUCUGAAAUGAAACACCCCCCUUAUGAUGUUUUUAUAAAUCAUCAUGGAGGAGAUGUUAAAUACACAGUGGCCAAUAGUAUCUACAAGAAGUUAGAUGCUACCGGAUUGAGGGUUUUUUUGGACAAAAAUGAACUGGAGCUUGGGGAUAUUUUCCCUUUUGUUUUACAAGAAGCAAUGCAAAGCGCUUCCAUUCACAUAUCCAUUUUUUCUGCGAAUUAGGCCCACUCCCCUUGGUGUUUGUAUGAGCUGGUAUUCAUGCUGCAAACUGGCAUCAAAUUUAUCCCCAUUUUUUAUCAUGUCGAGCCGUCUACUUUAAGAUGGGCGAUUGAAGGAAAAGGAAUUUAUGCAGAUGCCUUCUCCAACCACGAAAUGAAAAGUAGAUACAGCUCAGAAAAGCUUAAAAGCUGGAAGUUGGCACUCCAUAAAGCUUCCUUAUACACUGGCGAGGCCAUUAGUAAUCAAGGUGACGAGGAGAAGGUGGUGAUGAAUGUGGUGAAUCGUGUGUUAAAAGAAUUGAAGAAGGUGAGAUUAGAUGUUGCCAAGCAUCCGGUGGGUUUGGAUGAAGCUGAACAUGACUUUCACAAUAUUUCACUUCAAUCUGCUGGGCCAAUACAAAUUGUGGGCAUUUGGGGCAUGGGUGGUGCAGGCAAAACCACCCUUGCAAAGCAUCUCUAUAACAAGAAAUGCUUGAACAUUGGUCGCUCAAGUUUUCUUUCCGAUGUUCGUGAGGCUGCAAGGAAAGAGGUUUUACAUGAGAAACAAAAAAAGCUUCUAGAAGACCUUGACAUCAAAGGCAAAGGAGCGUUCUUUGACAAUGUAGACCAAGGUAAAGAGAUUCUAAAAAGCCGUUUGAGAUCUGUUCCUGUGCUUAUUGUUUUAGAUGAUGUGGAUCAUACAGACCAACUAGACACUCUACUGCCAGAAAGGGAGAGCCUUGGCCAGGGAAGUCUGAUUAUUGUUACCACACGUGAGUUGCGUGUUCUUAAAGCAUGGGACAUCUCUGCUAUAUAUAAAAUCAGACCACUUGAUCCUGCUCAUGCUGGACAGCUUUUUUGUUGGCAUGCAUUGGACAACCCUCUCCAUUGGUGGAAUUCAAGGAACUUGCUCAAAAGUUCAUAAAUGCUUGCCAUGGUUUGCCUUUGUCACUCAAGGUCUUAGGGGGUCUUCUCUAUGGGGAGUCCAGCAAGAAGUAUUGGGAGUCUCAGUUAGACAAAUUGUCCAGAAUAGUACCAGAUGACAUCAAAUUGAGGCUCAAAAUAAGCUAUGAUGCUCUAGAUAAAGAAGAAAAAGAGAUGUUUUUGGAUAUAGCGUGUUUAUUCAUUGGAUGGAGAAGCAGUGAGGCAAUUGCAGUAUGGGAUGGAUCAGAGUGAAAUGGUCUGCACGGUUGGCAAAGGCUUCUGAAUAAAUGUCCUGUUGAAUUAGAUGGGAAGAAUCUCAUAAGAAUGCAUGAUCAUUUGAGAGAUUUGGGAAGGGAGAUUGCAAACCAACAGUCACCUUAUCGUCUUUGGUCUAAAGUACAGAUUAUCGAGAUUCAGCCUCAACAGGAAGCAAUACGAAUCCGAGGAAUGGCAGAUGCAUUUGGUGACAAUUGUUACACUCGGCAAGGAGAGAUCAGAAUAAACACAAACCAAGGAGAGCGUAGCCUCCCGCCUGGCUCACUUGGAUUGAAGGUUUUUGUUGGUAAGGGAGAUUUUAUUAAUGAGGAGUGUAGUGAAUUAUCAAGAGAACUGCUUUGCCUUCGGUGUAGUAGAUUUGAGCAUAAAAAUCUUCCAUCAUGGCUUUCAUUGAAAAAAUUAAAAAUUUUACAACUAUUUGGCCCUUGGAGAUUAGAAGAUUUGUGGGAGCAUGAUGCUCUUGCUCCUUCACAGUUAAAAAGUCUGAGAUCACUGGAUACGUUGAAGUUAUAUAACUGUCACGAAUUAGAUGAGCUUUCAAUCCUUGCAGAAUUAACUUCUCUAAAGAAUUUUGAAUUGUUGAAGUGUCAGAAAUUGGAGAAGAUAGAAGGUUUAGAAAGCCUGAGAGCAUUGGAGACACUCAAGAUAGUUGACUGUACAGAAUUGAGCACCCUUCCAAAUCUUGCAAAGUUAACUUUUCUAAAUGAAAUUGAAUUGAAAAACUGCAUCAAAUUAGAGAAGAUAAAAAGUUUUAAAAGUCUGAGAUCGCUAAAAAAGCUCAAAAUACAUAACAGUCCGCAAUUAGAUAGGCUUCCAAGUGUUGCAGAAUUAACUUCUUUAAAGAAGUUUGAAUUGAUAAAGUGCCACAAAUUGGAGGAGAUAGAAGGUUUAGAAAGCCUGAGAUCAUUGGAGAUACUCAGGAUAUAUAACUGCACAAAAUUGAACACUCUUCCAAGUCUUGCAGAAUUAACAUUUUUGAAAGAAAUUGAAUUGGUAAACUGCAACAAAUUGGAGAAGAUAAAAAGUUUAGAAAACUUGAGAUCAUUGGAGAUACUCAAGAUAUAUGAAUGUCCAGAAUUGGACACCCUUCCAAGUCUUCUGGAGUUAACUUUUCUGAAAGAAAUUGAAUUGAGAAACUGCAACAAAUUGGAGAAGAUAAUAGAAAAUUUUAAAACUCUGAGAUCACUAGAGACACUCAAGAUAUAUAACUGUCCAAAAUUAGAUGGGCUUCAAAGUCUUGCAGAAUCAACUUCUCUAAAAAAAUUGGUUUAAGAAUGUGCCACACAUUGGAGAAGAUAGAAGGUUUAGAAAGGCUAAAAUCAUUGCAGACACUCAGGAUAUACCAUUGUCCAGAAUUGAACAUCCUUCCAAGUUUUGCAGAGUUGACUUUUUUGAAAGAAAUUCAAUUGAAAAACUGUGACAAAUUGAAGAAGAUAGAGAGUUUAAAAAGUCUGAGAUCACUGAGGAUUCUCAAGAUAUUUUACUGUCCAAUAUUAGAUUGGCUUCCAAGCCUUGCAGAAUUAACUUCUCUAAAGAGAUUUGAAUUGAUAAAAUGUUGCAAGUUGGAGAAGAUAGAAGGUUUAGAAAGCCUAAGAUCAUUGGAGGCACUCCGGAUAUGUGGCUGUAGAGAAUUGAAUACCCUUCCAAGUCUUGCAGAGUUAACUUUUCUGAAAGAAUUUGAAUUGAGAAACUGCAACAAAUUGAAAAAGAUAGAAAGUUUAAAAAAUCUGAGAUCACUGGAGAUGCUCAAGAUAGAUAACUGUCCAGAAUUUGAUGGGCUUCCAAGUCUUGCAGAAUUAACUUCUCUAAAGAAAUUUGAAUUGAAAAUGUGCCACAAAUUGGAGAAGAUAGAAGGUUUAGAAAGCGUGAGAUCAUUGGAGACACUCAAUAUAUGUGACUGUACAUAACUGAACACCCUUCCAAGUCUUGCAGAGUUGACUUUUCUGAAAGAAAUUCAAAUGGUAAACUGCAAACACCAGACCAGUUUUUGAACCAUUCAUCAGUAACAUACAGCUUCAUGCAAAUAAUGUGCAGAAAUGGCCAAGGGAAGUUUAUAAUAGCAUGAGGGCAGUGGUUGAUGUGGAAUCAUUGAAAAACUUCUUUACCAUCUUUCCUCUACAAACGUGGUCAAAUUUGGGAUAUUCAAAGGCUUAAAAUUGAGCAGGCCGGAGAGUUCCGCCAAUGCCAUGCUUAUAUGCUUUAUUAUAGAUUAUGUUUAUCCCAACGUAUUCUUCCUACAAGGUUCAGAUUAGCUCCAGUUAAACCGAUACAAAAUUUUGGAAUCCAGCGAGUACAAAGAUGUGAAAGUGAAAGAAGCAUGGUUAGUGAGAAGCAAAGAGGGGAGCAUGCUUUAAGUCUCUCCAUCAGCUUUCCCAAAGGCAUUUAGUGCUGAACUAUUUUUUUCAUAUAAAAGAAACAAUGAUUUUUGUGUGCUUCUCGCAGGGUUUUAUCUGCUCUCAUUAAAUACAUACUUAGAGCAGAAAGGAAAACUGUUAAUUGCAACAUUAUUGAUGGCCAUUGUUCUAACUUCUGAUGCAUUGGAGAUUUUCAUCUAACUGCCACUGGCAUGUACCUGUAUAACCACAACUUUUCUCUAAGAAAUUGCAGUUGAUUCUAUAGCUUUGCACACAGAGUUGUUCAUGGAUUGUUGUGCAUGCCACUGAUACAAAAAAUAAUCACUGCUUCAAUUAAUGGACUCGUCACAACCAGAUUCCAGUCACAUUGACUACCAUAAAGAUAUUUUGAGAGAAGAUUCUCAAGAUUCGCCUCAACAUUAAUUGUAAUCACUUAUUAAAUUGCCACAUUUUGACAAAUUAUUAAUUUGCAGAUUCAUUUACUAUCAUUUUUGU